CGGGGCUGGCUCCGGGAGGUCCGAAGCAGGAUGGAGCAGUGAGCUGAGUUUGGUGGCUGCCGGCAGCGCCAUGGAGACGGUGCAGCUGAGGAACCCGCCGCGCCGGCAGCUGAAAAAGUUGGACGAAGAUAGUUUAACCAAACAACCAGAAGAAGUGUUUGAUGUUUUAGAGAAACUUGGAGAAGGGUCCUAUGGCAGUGUAUACAAAGCUAUUCAUAAAGAGACGGGUCAGAUUGUUGCUAUUAAACAAGUUCCAGUGGAAUCAGACCUGCAGGAGAUAAUCAAAGAAAUCUCUAUCAUGCAACAAUGUGACAGCCCUCAUGUAGUCAAAUAUUAUGGCAGUUAUUUUAAGAACACGGAUUUGUGGAUCGUUAUGGAGUACUGUGGGGCUGGUUCUGUAUCUGACAUCAUUCGAUUACGAAAUAAGACGUUAACAGAAGAUGAAAUUUCUACAAUAUUACAGUCAACUCUUAAGGGCCUGGAGUACCUUCAUUUUAUGAGAAAAAUACACCGAGAUAUCAAAGCAGGAAAUAUUUUGCUAAAUACAGAAGGACAUGCAAAACUUGCAGAUUUUGGAGUAGCAGGCCAGCUUACAGAUACAAUGGCCAAGCGGAAUACCGUGAUAGGAACACCAUUUUGGAUGGCCCCUGAAGUGAUUCAGGAAAUUGGGUACAACUGUGUGGCAGACAUCUGGUCUCUGGGAAUAACUGCCAUAGAAAUGGCUGAAGGAAAGCCCCCAUAUGCCGAUAUCCAUCCAAUGAGGGCAAUCUUCAUGAUUCCUACAAACCCUCCUCCCACAUUCCGCAAGCCAGAACUAUGGUCAGAUAACUUCAUGGAUUUUGUGAAGCAGUGUCUUGUAAAAAGCCCUGAGCAGAGAGCCACAGCCACUCAGCUCCUACAGCACCCAUUUGUAAAGAGUGCCAAAGGAGUGUCGAUAUUACGAGACUUAAUUAAUGAAGCCAUGGAUGUGAAACUGAAACGCCAGGAAGCCCAGCAGCGGGAAGUGGACCAGGAUGAUGAAGAAAACUCAGAGGAGGAUGAAAUGGAUUCUGGCACGAUGGUCCGAGCAGCAGGUGAUGAGAUGGGGACUGUCCGAGUAGCCAGCACCAUGAGUGAUGGAGCCAAUACCAUGAUUGAGCACGAUGACACAUUGCCAUCACAGCUGGGCACCAUGGUGAUCAACGCAGAGGAUGAGGAAGAGGAAGGGACUAUGAAAAGAAGGGAUGAAACCAUGCAGCCUGCAAAACCAUCUUUCCUUGAAUACUUUGAGCAAAAGGAAAAGGAAAAUCAGAUCAACAGCUUUGGCAAGAGUAUACCUGGCCCGCUGAAAAAUUCUUCGGAGUGGAAAAUACCACAGGAUGGAGACUAUGAGUUUCUUAAGAGUUGGACAGUGGAAGACCUUCAGAAGAGGCUCUUGGCCCUUGAUCCCAUGAUGGAACAGGAAAUUGAAGAGAUCCGGCAGAAGUACCAGUCCAAGCGGCAGCCAAUCCUGGAUGCCAUUGAAGCUAAGAAGAGGCGACAACAAAACUUCUGAGGGAGGCUGGGCCCAGGUGGCUGACUCUAGAUCACAUGUCUCAUGUUUGUUAGCCAGCAUCUGCUCUGUCAUUUCUCCACAGCACCUUUGUGAACUCAGGAACAUGCGCCACUGGAGGGGCUACUUGUGUUAUCUUGAUGUGAGUAUUUCCACUGGCCAGAUUUACUAUUUCAAGAGAUUUGUAUGGGCGCUUUUAACUCAGAGUUUUAAAUCCCAGGAACGGAGACUCCUAGUUGAGUCUAGCUGGGAAAGUUUUACAUUAUCUUUUUGGAUUUCUUUUCCCAAUAGCUUUUGGUUGUUCUUUCUGAAGACUUUUAAAAAAAUAUAAAUAUGCGUAUAUAUAAAUUAUAAAUAGAUUCCCACUCCAUGUGGUGGCAUCUCUGUACAGGUACAGUUUUGAACAUUUUUGCCUCUUUCUGUAAGCUUAUGGUACUGUGGAACAAGAGGACAGAGGGAGGCUCAUAAGGAGUCACUGGACUGCAGGAGCCAACCUCACCUUUGCAAGGCCGCAUUGAAAAAGUAGGACCCGGACAGUCCUCUCACAUUUUCAGCUUUGUGUGGUCCUCACUGACUUCUGGAGCUGUCAGUGAUGCACAGGGAAAGCCUUGAGGAUUUGCAUUUGCUCUUGGAGUCCCAGGGGAAGCCUCUUUGCAAAUUGGCCUUUGUUGUUUCAACGUCUUCAUCUAUCUCCACUCUCCUAACUGCCUAAAGUCACAUCCCAGAUACUGCCUAGUGCCUUAAGAGGAGACCAUGAUCCAACAAAGGGACAGGCCUACCAGGAGCUCUCAGCAAACACAGGGCUGUGCUCCAUUAGCAGAAGGGGAAGGGUUUUUGAAGCUCUCAUCGUUUCCUGUGCAAAUCACGCAUGUGUCAUUUCACUCUGCAUUCCUUACAGACAGGGUAGAGGGCAUUGCUUCUGUGACCCACAUUCAGAUAUGUGACCAUUUUCUUCUUCAUUUACUGUGUGGGGGGCGGGGAGGGGAGGGGCAUGGUCUGGAAAGGAUAAAUGAAUACCAGACUAAGAUUUAUUAUCCAGGAGCUCAAUCAAGGACACACAGUGCCAGAGCUUGAAGGACCAUAGAGAUCAUCCCGUCUGACUCCAUGUUGUGCAGAUGGGAAAGCUGAGGCUUAAGAAGGGAAGUUACCUGGGGAAUAGCGCAAAUCAACUUAGAGGAAGAACAGAGAUUGGAACUUGGGGCUCUUCUCCUUGGUCUCUGAACUGAGCAGCCGUUUCCUGAGGGGUGGGAUCUGUGUCUGUUUUGGUCAUGUUGUCCCAGGGAGCACUGCUCACAGAGACUAAACUCUGGCCUUGCCUCUUUAGCAGCAGACCUGGCUGUGAUUUUCCUGAGGAGCCACACUGUUCAGUGUCAGCAAGUCCAUGAGCCUCUGCAGUUUCUGUAGAUGCACACCAACCCCCAUGGAGGCACAUUUAGGCUCGAAGCAGAGGAGAGGCUUUGCAAAAGAGCCGUCUUCCUGCAACUUUGGCUGAAAGCCUCCUUUAGUCACACAGCAGAAAGACAAUUGAGAAAGACAAAUGUCUUUUUAUUUUCUUCUAAUGUCUUUUCCCUCAGAUGGGAAGCCAUGAUUGAGUAGCACCAGAGGAUGCUGUAACUUGACUCCAUAAUUGCUCUCACUCCCUAGCCCUCAGAAUCAGUGUGAAGGCAGGGAUGUUCCUCUGUGUGACAAGAUUCUUUUCUUUGCAAUUACAGCAAGUUUUUAACAAUGCAAGAUACAACUGGUCUCCGAUGCUUGGCCUAAAGAAAAUAGAGGACAAUCUGAAGAUCUUGUAAGAGCAGCAGCUGGCAUUUGCUGACCAUGGGUUAUAUUCAGGCAAUAAGCUAGGUGGGCUCCAAAUUUUAUAGUAGUCCUGAAGGGGACAAUUUAUUUCCUCAGCAGUACAACCAGGAAGUCAUAGAAUUAGGAUUCACAGCAUCCUUGUGUGGGGCCAGUAUUUACAGGAAAAGGAAACUCAUAUAUCUUUUUAAACGAAGUGCCCAUCUUUUCUCACAAACUAACUCUAAAUUGAAUUUUUAGGUGGAAAACAACUAAACCAAGAGUCAACUGUAACAGCCAAUUAAGUUUUAAAAGCCAAAGCAUGAGAAUGCACACCAUUUGUGCGUGCGUGCACAUGUGUGCAUGCGCACAUGCACAUGUGUGUUAAUAGUUCUGUCUCAGUCUCUUUCCCUUUUAAGCAAAUAAAACUUUGUCCUUGGCCCAGUAGAAAGGAUGGGCCCAUUUCUCCUUUCCUAAGCAAGAUCCAAGUCAAGGAAAGCUGUUUUUCCCGUAAGUACUCUUAGGCCAUGAACUUUGAUUUGGAGUUAAUUUUAUUUCAAGCAUGUAUGCACCCUACAGGCUGAUCUAGCAGAGUCUGCUGCUCAUCAGUCCGGCUCAACAGAGCUUUUUGGCCAACAGUCAGUUUGUUUUGGUUCAGAUAGUUUUCCUGGCAAGGUGUAUUUAUUUUCUAGAGACAGAAAGGCAAGAAAAGAAAAUCAUAGUCAUUGUUUCCUUGAAUGCUGCAUUCAGGAUACUUGAGCUUGCCUUCAUUGAGCUUGAGUAUUUGUGACUUAAGCUUCCAAGGAACUCUAUGGCUCUAUGCUUCUGAGAAACCAUGACCUAAUUGCAUCUUUUGAAAAAUUGUACUCUAAAACAUUUUGACUGCCUUCCUCCUAGAGACCUGAAUUUCUGUUUUUUAUUUUUCCUGUAUUCUUUUUCCCAACCACCAAUUGGGAUAAUGAGAUUUUGGUUGGGAGUGAGGAGAAGUGGUUGAAUGAUGGUAGGUAGAUAGGUAGGUAGGUAGGUAGGUAGGUAGGUAGGUAGGUAGGUAGAUAGAUAGAUAGAUAGAUAGAUAGAUAGAUAGAUAGAUAGAUAGAUAGAUAGAUAGAUAGAUAGAUAGAUUGAGCAGUUUAAAGCAGUUUAAAAAAUUAUAACCUUGACUCUUUAAGACUAUAGGUUCCAAACCAGGAAACACUUAACACCUACCAGAUGCCAAAACUUAUUUAUAUCAUUUAAAACUCAAUAACCCCAAUAACAGGAAUGAUAGAAAUGAGGUGACAUCACUAUAGAUCCUAAAGAUCCUAUAGCUAUUAAAAGGCUAAUAACAGAAUAUUAUGUACAACUAUAUGCUAAUAAACCCAACAACCUAAAUAAAGUAGAUACAUUCCUGGAAAUAUACCAAAGUUUAGAAGAAAAAAGAGCUCUGAGAAAAAAAAAGGGGGGCAUUACUGUCUGCCUUUUACAGAUGAGAAAACUGAGGCUCAGAGAGGUAGUCUUACUCAAAGUCAUAGUACUAGAAUAUAACUUAAGAGUCGGAAUUCAAAUCCUGGUACUUCUGGUGUCCUUUCUAACAUUCCAUGUUGCCUCCAAAGACUGAAGCUCCUUAUUAGGGGGAAAUUGCUCCUGCCCAGCCCCACCUGCCCACCUUUCAGCACCACAUUGAUGUCAUGACUGUAUUCAUUGUCUUUGGAAUCCACAUUUUUAUGUUUGAAAAAAGAAAUUUCUACCAGCUUGCACUCGGACCAACUU
Molecule: messenger RNA, 5056 nt
Organism: Dipodomys spectabilis (banner-tailed kangaroo rat)
Lineage: Eukaryota; Metazoa; Chordata; Mammalia; Rodentia; Heteromyidae
Gene: Stk4
Product: serine/threonine kinase 4
Exons: 11
Coding region: 71-1534 (487 amino acids)
Biological process (GO): intracellular signal transduction; regulation of MAPK cascade; protein tetramerization
Cellular component (GO): cytoplasm
Molecular function (GO): protein serine/threonine kinase activity; ATP binding
Source: RefSeq, a predicted model, not a curated record